GUGAGCGGCGCGCGGUGUCCUGGUGCUAGUGCCAGGGCCCGCCAAAGCAAGGCAGGCAGGCAGGGUUGGUGGGUGGGCCUGAGCAACCCAUACAUUUGCGCAGAGGGGCCACGCUAGCGGCCUCUAGGCUUGCCAGGGGCAACAAUCAUUGGCUGCUUCAUUCUUAUUGCUCCCUCGACAUAGGCUGCACCUAAUUUCCCCUUUGUUCCCUCGGGACGGUGCUGCGUUGCAUCGAAGCUCGCAAUUUCAAGCGUUGCAUGGCAGGAUUAAUGGAAAGGCUUAAUGAGCGACGGUAAUCAAGGACCAUCUUGGAUUUGGCUUUUCCAUGUGGAAAUCGCCCCAACGACGCUGAAGCUUUCUGUGCACAGGCGCGCAUGGACAUUGUCUCGAAGCCAUCUCCCUGGCAGCGCACCCCAGCGCUACAGAAUCUCAUCCAGUUAAGCGCUGGCCAUUGAAUAGCGGUGAUGCAUUCAUGUUAAUUUCGGCAGUGCGAGUGAGGAAGACAAGGUUCAUCGCCUGAGCUAUUCGCUUGAUCGCAAUCCAAAAGUCGUCGAUGUAUGGGCGAAUUAGCGACCGCUUGUCGCUGGAACAAAUUGCCAAUGUAUCGGCUCAUGAUGCUAUUUUAGACUUCUUCAUCCUCCGUGCGAGACCUUUUCAAGCAUGCGCCUGACACAAAGGUUAACACAGAGGUGUCAAGCCGCUGGAAUGCUGUUCUUCAUAAAUCCCCGCAACCCUUGGCCAUGGCAAUAGUCCUGGUCAGUGUUUCUGCUGAUAGCAGCACUGUUAUUAUGUUGGAUUCUUUGCUGUCGAACCAUUCCCCGGCUACCACAGGUAUCUGGAACAUUAGCCUCCGCUUGUUUCCGCCCAUCUCAGUUUCCAUCUCUUAGCUUUCUCGUCAGCAUUUUGCCUUUUUUUCCCUGUAUUUUUGUCAACCAAACACGCGGGCAGAAUGCUCCAGUCCCAUGCUCGCGCUAUCGCAGGAAGUAAAAUUAGAAGCGGAGUCCUCAUCGUGGUGGCUUGCCCACCCACAGAAAAACCCAGCUAAAAUACCCACCAACUCUUACCCUUUCCAGGCUGGUGCCGGUUCUAAGCUCUCACGCUUGUGGCAGUCAAAGCGGAGCAGUUAGCGAGCUAUCAUGACCUCAUCGCUUCGUUUCGCGAACGACAGAGAGGCUGGUAAAUUCUGCGACGCAAUGCACCUGAUACACUCCGACAUUUGCCUGUAGCGUGGAACGUGGAGACGAACCCCCUCGAUCUGCUUGUCGUAUCAUCGAAUCUUACUAGCCUAAGGCGUACAAUGGAGUAUCGGUAGUGUUUCAAAACGCGAACCUAUAAGCUGGUGUGUCGUAGCAACCAACGUAUUAUCUUGCUUGUUCCUCUUGUAUGAUGUCUUAAGGUCGUCUCAUCAUGAAAACGUCUGUACCGUAAUUAAAUGGGAAUAGGUAUGCCGUAGUUGACAGGCCACAGAACAACAAAAAUGUCCAAAAGAGUAACCAGGACUUCAUACAGGGAGAAUAAAAUUUGGUAUGGAACAAACGAGAACACACAAAAGUGUUUCUAACGUAAAUAGAUAACCAACUGACCAUUGAUACCGCUGUUGUUGAACCUGGUCAGAGUAUAGGCAGAAUUGUGCAGAGAGGCGCUGCUGCCGGCACAGCGCCAAGACCGUCCAAAAUUCCGUCGACAAAAGACGCUCGUCUCCCAUCCAACAUCCCUCUGCGAAGUUUCGGCCCGGCGCAGAGAUCUAACAACACAGAUCACUCACGAUUGUCGACAACUCAUACCCACCUAUCUGGCGACACAACCAAUCGGCCCUCCUUUAGUUCGGAGUCGUCGUGGACUGAUACUGGCGAUAUCGGCGACCAACUAGAUGACCACGACCCAGUCCGUCUCCAACUGCCCGACGACGUCGAAGAAGAGUUGUUAACUGGAGUCAACGGUCAGCAGCGACGUCCUAAAAAAGUUCGACUACGGGAGCCUCUACCCCAGCACCGAGACCGCUCGCUAUCUCGUACUGGCACUUUGGAUAAGACUGCCAUCCAGAUCCCCGCAGUUCGACCUCGUCCGCCGUCUCGAGCUCAACGUUGUGUAGGAGGCAUCAUGGCGGGCUCAUCUGGUGCCACCCAUGGCCUUACUGGCCAGGCUUUGAUCUACUUCACCAGCGUAUUCGUAUCGCUCGGUGUAUUUCUCUUUGGAUAUGACCAAGGUGUCAUGUCCGGCAUUCUCACUGGAGAGUACUUCAUUGAGUAUUUCGACCACCCAAGCAAAGCUCAAGUGGGAACCAUGGUUGCUAUCCUUGAAAUUGGAGCUUUCAUUUCGUCACUGGUUGUCGGCCGCGUCGGCGAUAUUAUCGGACGCCGUCGUACCAUCCUGUAUGGGUCUUGCAUUUUCUUCGUUGGUGGCGCCUUGCAAACUGGCGCUACAUCCAUGUCCAUGAUGAUGCUUGGCCGUAUUAUUGCUGGGUUGGGAGUGGGUAUGCUCUCAACUAUCGUCCCUGUCUACCAAUCGGAAAUCUCGCCCCCACACAACAGGGGAAAGCUCGCUUGCAUUGAAUUCUCAGGCAACAUUAUUGGUUAUACUACCUCUGUAUGGGUAGAUUACGGCUGCGGCUUCAUCAAAAGUGACCUUUCAUGGCGGGUGCCUCUGCUUAUGCAAUGUGUCAUGGGCGCGUUGCUUGGACUCGGUAGUCUGAUAAUUGUUGAAUCACCCAGAUGGCUACUCGACAACGAUCACGAUGAAGAGGGUAUGGUUGUCAUUGCUAAUCUUUACGGUGGCGGUGAUAUCCACGACCCAGUUGCACGCGAGGAAUACAAGGACAUCAAAAUGGAUGUGUUGCUCCAGCGCCAGGAAGGCGAGCGUUCAUACGCUGAAAUGUUUCGACGAUACCGUUCCCGCGUCCUCAUCGCCAUGUCUGCACAAGCGCUUGCCCAACUUAAUGGCAUUAAUGUCAUUUCAUACUAUGCACCGUAUGUGUUUGAGGCUGCUGGCUGGCACGGGCAUGACGCUGUUCUCAUGACUGGUCUCAAUGGAAUAACCUAUUUCCUUUCGACUAUUCCCCCAUGGUACCUGGUUGAUAAAUGGGGAAGACGCCCCAUUUUGCUUUCAGGUGCUGUUGCCAUGGCUGUGUCACUAUCCCUGAUUUCCUAUUUCAUGUAUCUGGAUAUCGCAUGGACUCCAAACCUCGUUGUUUUGUUCGUCAUGAUUUACAACGCCGCCUUUGGGUAUUCGUGGGGCCCUAUCCCAUGGCUCUACCCGCCUGAGAUCCUGCCUUUGAGCAUCCGUUCAAAGGGUGCAAGUCUUUCGACUGCCACCAACUGGGCAUUUAACUGGCUAGUAGGUGAGAUGACGCCAAUUCUACAAGAAUGGAUUCAGUGGCGACUCUACUUGCUCCAUGCGUUCUCAUGCGUCGCCAGUUUCGUCAUUGUCUAUUUCUUGUACCCCGAGACAUGUGGUGUCCGACUCGAGGACAUGGAUGCUAUUUUCGGCGACGCCAGUACUGUUAUGGGCACACCUUCAGUUCGUGAUGAAGCAGGUUCCUUGAUGCGCGGCGGUUCGCCUGUGGGAUCUGCUCGUGCUGACGCGGGUGAUGGCCCUGGCCUGUCCUUUGGUACUGCACUUGGAAAUGAUUUUACUAAGCCUAGUCGCCAAGCCAACAGUAGAGGAGAUGGAACUAUCAGCGGAUGGUUAUCGCGCGUAACAGGGCGUAGCCGGUCUGAUAGUAACAACAGUGGACAAGGACGAUACGCACCCCUCGACCAACAAGAAGAAGGAAAUCGCCGUGAUGGUUAA
This is a messenger RNA of [Torrubiella] hemipterigena, 3789 nucleotides long. The record is from the annotation of a GenBank genome assembly. Lineage: Eukaryota; Fungi; Ascomycota; Sordariomycetes; Hypocreales; Clavicipitaceae.